Messenger RNA from Zingiber officinale, 1224 nucleotides. RefSeq names its product peroxisomal membrane protein 13-like. Gene Ontology annotation, biological process: protein import into peroxisome matrix, docking. Gene Ontology annotation, cellular component: peroxisome; peroxisomal membrane; peroxisomal importomer complex. The record is from RefSeq and is a predicted model, not a curated record. NCBI's taxonomy places the organism in Eukaryota, Viridiplantae, Streptophyta, Magnoliopsida, Zingiberales, Zingiberaceae. Bases 147 to 998 code for a protein of 283 amino acids. The transcript is spliced from 5 exons.
AUAUCGAGGGAUCCAAAGUUUCCGUCGUUGGUGUUCGACGCGGUUUGUAAAGCGAAGCAGUCGGCGAAGCCCUCAUCGCCUUCGUCGGAUAGAGAGAGAGAUGGGUUGCAGCGGGAGUUUUUUGUAGAUCUGGUUCUGCCAUCAAUAUGGGAUCCAACUCUCCACCUGCAGGUGCUCCACCACCAAAACCAUGGGAAAGAGCUGGUGAUUCAUCAAGUCCUGCACCAUUUAAGCCACCAUCAUCGGGCAACACUAGUGAUGUCGUUGAAGCAUCUGGCACUGCAAAACCUGGUGAAAUUGUUCCAACUGUUGACAGGAAUAUUACUACUACCAAUAAUACUCUCACAGGACCUGUUCCUCCAAGGCCAUGGCAGAACUAUGGCACCAGUUACGGAGGUUACGGAUCAAAUGUAUACAAUUCGAGCUAUGGUUCUGGCAUGUAUGGCUCCUAUGGGGGUGUUGGAUCCUAUGGGGGUAGUGGAUCAUAUGGUGGCGUUUAUGGUAACAAUAUGAAUUCGGGCUAUGGGAGUUUGUAUGGAAGUUCAGGAAUGUAUGGAGGUGGCAUGUACAAUAGUGGCCUUGGUGGCCCUAUGGGCAGCUAUGGUAUGGGCAUGGGAGGUCCUUAUGGUAACCAAGAUCCAAAUAAUCCAUUUGGUCCCCCAUCAUCCCCGCCAAGUUUCUGGAUGUCCUUUCUUCGUGUGAUGCAAGGCGUUGUGAAUUUCUUCGGCCGAAUUUCUAUACUCAUAGAUCAGAAUACUCAGGCUUUUCACUUGUUCAUGACUGCCCUUCUUCAGCUUUUCGACCGGUCUGGAAUGUUAUAUGGCGAGCUCGCAAGAUUUGUUUUGAGGAUACUGGGCAUCCGAACAAAGCCUAAGAAUCAGCAGCAACCAGGACCUGGCGAAUUUCCUGUACCUGCUGGCCAAAAUUUCCUCGACGGACCUAAAGCUAGCGGCACAUGGGACGGUGUUUGGGCCGGCGACACUAAGCCUUCUUCUUAGACAUGCUAAAUUCUUUGAGCUCUGUGCGUUUGUAACCUAAAUGUCGAAUGGUAUAACGUGCUUUCCAUGGUCAUAUAUGCACUUAGCUGGGACAGUGUCGGCAUGCUACUCUCCCACUAGUGUAAUACUUACUUUCAAAAAGGAAUGACAACGUAUUACAAACGAUGUAAAACAUGCGUCGCUCUGUUUAUCUUUGUUCAAUAAUUUAAACGAUUUUCUUCCUGUA